Messenger RNA from Adineta steineri, 1164 nucleotides. NCBI's taxonomy places the organism in Eukaryota, Metazoa, Rotifera, Eurotatoria, Adinetida, Adinetidae. The record is from the annotation of a GenBank genome assembly.
AUGUCGGACGAAUAUUGGAUUAUAUCUGUACCAGGAAAAUCAACACCAAAACAAAGUUUUGAUGAAAUAUGUCAAGCGACUACACGAGAUAAUUUAUCAGCUAAUUUUCUCUUUACUAUUCCUGAUUUAAAAGUGGGCACACUUGAUUCACUUGUUGCACUCUCAGAUGAUCUGGCUAAACUUGAUACUUAUGUUGAAGGAAUUACAAAAAAAUUAACACAAUUUUUCUUCCAUGAUAUUCUCAAUGAUGAUCGUAAUCGUCUUACUGAAAAUCUUGUUAUUGGACCAAAUAUGCUUGAUCCAACACGAUAUGUUACAGAAUUUCAUUGGGAUUAUGCAAAAUAUCCAAUUAAACAAUCAUUAAAAAAUCUUUCGGAAAUCAUCUCAAGAGCGAUAAUACAUAUCGAAAAUGAACUUAAACUUCGUAGUCAAUCAUAUAAUACUGUUAAACAAAAUUUAGAUUCAUUAGAAAAAAAACAAACUGGUAGUUUAUUAACACGUAAUUUAAAUGAUGUUUUAAAAAAAGAACAUUUUGUUUUGGGUAGUGAAUAUUUAAAAACUUUAUUAGUAUGCGUACCAAAAGGAUUAAUUAAUGAAUGGUAUGCAAAAUAUGAGACAUUGUGCGCAAUGAUUGUACCACGUACAACGGAAUUAAUAGUUGAAGAUCAAGAUUAUGCAUUAUUUACUGUAACUUUAUUUCAAAAAACAGAAGAUACAUUUCGACAUAAAUGUCGAGAAAAUAAAUUUACGGUACGAGAUUUUACAUAUGAUGAAAAAGCAUUUGCAAAUGAACGUGAAAAACUUCGAGAACUUGAAGCGGAACGACAAAAACUUCAUGCUAAUCUUGUUCGAUGGCUUAAAAUUCAUUUUGGUGAAAGUUUUUCAGCAUUAAUACAUAUCAAAGCAUUACGUAUCUUUGUUGAAUCUGUUCUAAGAUAUGGUUUACCAGUAAAUUUUGAUGCUAUUGUUAUUCAUCCAAAUCGUAAAACAACGAAACGUUUACGUGAAGUACUUGAACGAUUAUUUGGUUAUCUUGAUCAAUCUGAUAGAUUAAACAAAGAUGAACAAUUUGACAUUCCCGGUGUGUUUUCAUCAUCUCAAGAAUAUUAUCCAUAUGUUUAUUUAAAAUUAGAUCUGGAUUAUAUUGAUAUGAAUAAAAAAUAA